AUGGGCUGUAGCUCAAUGAAAGCUUCAAGGAAAGGAUCACUUUCUAUUCCAAAAAAUGGCAUACUAAAAAAGCCUAGUCCAAAUUAAUCAUGCCAAUUGGAUAUAAUUGUUAUUAAAAAAAAGACUUUGAGUUUUUAGAUUUCAUCAACAAAUUCUUAUGAUUUAUCAAGAAAAACCCUACAUACGAGACAAGUAAUCUCAGAAUGA
Messenger RNA from Paramecium primaurelia, 207 nucleotides. The record is from the annotation of a GenBank genome assembly. NCBI's taxonomy places the organism in Eukaryota, Ciliophora, Oligohymenophorea, Peniculida, Parameciidae.